Messenger RNA from Laccaria bicolor S238N-H82, 1935 nucleotides. Its product is annotated as guanine nucleotide-binding protein alpha-4 subunit. Gene Ontology annotation, cellular component: heterotrimeric G-protein complex. The transcript is spliced from 12 exons. The coding region runs from base 1 to 1935 and encodes 644 amino acids. Gene Ontology annotation, molecular function: G-protein beta/gamma-subunit complex binding; G protein-coupled receptor binding; GTPase activity. The record is from RefSeq and is a predicted model, not a curated record. Lineage: Eukaryota; Fungi; Basidiomycota; Agaricomycetes; Agaricales; Hydnangiaceae. Gene Ontology annotation, biological process: adenylate cyclase-activating G protein-coupled receptor signaling pathway.
AUGCCCGUGCGCACCGCUGACGACCCACUCGACGAGGUGCUCAAGCCACCUCCGGACGAGUCUCCAGAAGACCGUGCGGUAAGGCUGCAGAAUGAGGCAGAGGCAAAGAGAGUUAGCUUGGCUAUUGAUGCUAGCAUCAAGGCUGAACGACAUGCGAGGAGGAAAAAGAGGAUUGUGAGGCUGUUGUUGCUGGGUCAGAGCGAGUCUGGGAAAUCAACAACUCUACGACAAUUUCAACGACUGUAUACACCCACCGCCUUUCGCGAGGAACGUAUCCUCUGGCGCGCUGUUAUCCAACUCAACAUCGUCAGGUCAAUACGCACCAUCCUCGAUGCUUUGACCUUUCCUUCUUCAACCUCACCACACACAUCACCGUACUCGUCCCCUCGUUCAAGGGCCCGCACCAUCUCCCGGCCGCCAUUACCAAACCACCCACACGAGCAACACAACGGGAACGGGAACGACACAACACUAACCUUUGGCUCUUCCUCACCCCCGCGUGUCAGACACCACCACCACCACCACUCGCCCCCGUCCAACCCAGAUUCAGACGGAGACUCCGAGUCUGAUUUCGUUCAUCCCCACCACCACCCCCACUACCGCAGCCCACGCUCCACCUCCCCACUCACACUAGCCCAAAACACCCCCCUAGACGCACUAAAAGCGCGCUUGUUACCCCUGCGCCAUAUCGAGGCUCUCCUCAUCGCAAAACUCGUCCCGCCCAACGAGGAAGAGGCGACGCAUUUCGCUCGUCCUGGUCCCCCUGGUGUUGGUGUUGGUGCUGGAACGAGUGCAGGGUCUUCCUCCGGGGCGAGUUCUACGUCGGGUGGGACGGGGAACCACGCGUAUAGGAACCAAGAGAUUUUCGUUAGGCCUGGGACGGGGUGGAAAGGCGGUUUAGCGCGUGCUAGGGUUACUUAUCCUGGGUCUGGGUAUGGGUAUGGCGAUCAUCAUGACGGCGCGAAGCAAAAUAAAAACGGGAAGGGGAGUAGUGGUGGGAAUGGGACAAGACCGAUGAGCGCCGGUACCACGGGAUUAGAAACACAGGAUGAGCCGCAGGAGGUGUUGAAUAUGUGUAGGAGGGAUAUGAUUGCGCUUUGGAAUGAUGAGGGUGUUAGGGAGGUGUUGAGGAGGAGGAAGAUUAGGAUUGAGGAGGAGUCGGGGUUUUUUUUGGACGACCUGGAGCGCUUGACGUCGCUCAAGUAUAUGCCUACGGAUGCUAACACCCCAUGUGAACAAACAGACGACGUCCUCAAAGCCCGACUCAAAACCGUCGGGGUAUCAGAGUACAGAUUCGAGAUGGAAGCGACUGCGGGGAGGGAUAGCGGGACGGAGUGGAGGAUUGUGGAUGUUGGUGGGAGUCGGAGUCAGCGUCCUACGUGGGCGCCCUUUUUUGAUGAUGUGGACGCUAUUAUCUUCUUGGCACCCAUAUCAGGGUUCGACCAAGUCCUUUCUGAGGAUCGGACGGUGAAUAGGCUGGAGGACUCCGUACUUCUCUGGAAAGCCGUCUGCUCAAACAAGCUCCUCGCCAACGUUGAUCUGGUCUUAUUCCUCAAUAAAUGUGAUAUCUUGGACAAGAAGCUCAAGUCAGGAAUCCAAGUGUCAAAGUACAUCCGCAGUUACGGGGACAGGGAGAAUGAUCUGGAUAGCGUUUCCAAAUACCUCCGGAGCAAGUUUAGCGCCAUCCACCGAGAAUACUCACCUAACCCAAGAAAAUUUUAUGCGUUCUGCACGAGCGUGACGGAUACGGCUACUACGGCUGGUAUCAUCGCCAGUGUAUCGAAGGCUAUGCCUAUUGACCAUUAUGUUGGUUCCACUAUUGAACUGAACUACCGUUCGCGACCGCGACUGCGACAUGAACAACCACAUCUCUAUAUAUUGGUGCACCCCCCGAAUAUCGAGUCUUGGACGGACUCGAUCGCUAAUGUAUCAUAA